CUUCAUCACUCACUAUGUCUUCAAUUCCUAUGAUUUUUCUUAGGAUCGAUUUGUUGGUCGCUUUUUCUCUCUAGAUUCUGACAUAUUUUAAAGCUCUAAUAUUGCAGGUAGGAUCUUUUAUCAAGCGAAGGCAACUUCUCUUGGAGCAGAAAAGCAAAAGAAAAAUGAGACUCAGCCAAACCCAAUACUCCUUUUGAUUGACAAUAAUCUUUUUUUUUUUUUAAUUUAUGUGUCUUUUAUUUAUUGGAUGGACUUGGUUUAGUGUGCUGGUUUGAUUUGAUAAUUUUUUUUUUGUUGUAAUUAAGUUGUCAAGCAUGUUGUGUUAUGGGAUUUCUACUCUGUUUGAUUGAUAAAAUGUGACUCUUUAUCAAUUUGAAAUGUAAUUUUUGUAAUACCUUUCGUGUUUGAUAUAUUGUUAUAAUUGUAAAUUCCAUUUACUUGGCUGAGGUGAGCACUGGAGAACACUCUGGCAACCCUUCAUCGCCAGCCUUCUUCCACCUUUGCAGUUUGAAGUGAACAGGAAAGGGAGAUCCAUCUAGGAAUCAGCACAACAGAAUAGGCAUGGCAUGGUGGGAAAUUACAGCUUUGAAAUAAUUGCUCAGCUCUCAUAAAUUCCAAUUAAUCUAAUUCUUGUUCAUCUACAAUGGGAGGCUUGAUUCUCUAUAUCAACACUGGUGGCCUAAUUCCUGCCAACUACUGAGGAGAUUCAGCGCAGAGAGCCCAGUUUGAGUCCAAUGGUUUGUUUGGUACAAUUUGUGAUUCUUGAGGAGAACAAAUCCUUUCAUAGAGUUCCCCCACAAUGAUCUUUAAAGUUGAGGAGUGCAAAGCAUCAAUUGAGUACUACUGGGCUCCGUUCAUAGUGGAGUUUAAUUCAUUCCAUGCAACAUAUCAUACUGUCCUGAGAUGACUGGUGAACCUUGCUAUCGCAGCUGAACAUGGCAGGAAGUAGGAAGAAGUUGAUGUGUUGGUGUUUGAGAGCUAUGUUUGGUUGAUGCACAAGCGUAACAAGCCUUAGAUCAAUGGUCUGUAAGUUUUCGGUUUUCGAUCCAAGGCAUUCUUCUCCAUCCAAAUUCUUCUGGUUUUGUGAACUUUGCUGCCAUAGCCAAACACAGCAGGAGCUAGUAAAGAGUCAUGCAUUGGUGUUUGGAGCUAUGUCUGGUGGAUGUACGAGCGUAACAAGCUUUAGAUCAAUGUUCUUUAUGAAACACCUAGGAUUGUUCAAGAAUAUAUUGUGACAACUUGUAAAUUGAGAAACGUGGGCAAAUUGGUUAGAAUCAAAUAUUCGUGCUCUUUGUCCCCAACACACAUGUGGCUUUCACCCCUUCCACCCGAGCCAAUUGUUCUAAACUAUGGUCAUGAUGCAAAUCAUGAACUCCCUCUUGCUACUGUUACUAGACCUAGUUUUGAGGAAUUGAAGAGGAAAGAGAGGAAGAUUGGUCAUGGCAGUUGAACUUAGCCAGCGGUAGGAGGUUUAUCAAGGAAAUUGAACUUGCGACACAUGUAGACUUUUACAACUUGCACUCAUUUGUUUCUUUUGGGACAUACAACAUGGGAAGUGAAGCAGAAAGAAAAAGCUUUAGCAAGAGGGUUGGUUCUAUGCUUUUUCUAGAAUGACAUAGCUGCUACUGUAACUUGCAUCAAAGGGGAAGGAUGGAAGCGAGGUGGUAAUGAGAACUGCGUCAAUUAGUCUUAUCCAAUCCAAGAAGCAUUAUCCUGGGGAAUUGGGUAUAGUCUUGCCAUCAUGGAGAUAGUUCGCAACAUCUUACGAGAACUGAAGAUCAACCGUCACAGUUUGAACGUUACACAAUUGUUAGAAGAUUAGAAAGAUGCUCAUAUUUGUUUAUGAUGAACAGAAGGGCAAACUCUUGACAAGGAACAGAGAUCUUAUCUUGAAAAUUUUGCUGAUUGUGUUCAUUGGUGCUUACUUACCGGGACUAUCCAAUACAUGAAAGGAGAUUUUGUAUGCAUAUUUGUUGAAUAGUUGUGAAAAUCUUUAUGAUCUGCACCUCCUUUUUUGGAAAUUAAGAAUGUAAAACCAAGACAUAAUGAAAAUGUCAAAAGUUA
Messenger RNA from Rubroshorea leprosula, 2064 nucleotides. NCBI's taxonomy places the organism in Eukaryota, Viridiplantae, Streptophyta, Magnoliopsida, Malvales, Dipterocarpaceae. The record is from the annotation of a GenBank genome assembly.